CGUUUCCCUUUUCUCUCCUCACACCGAGGUGCAUCUUUUCUCGGCUUGGGCAGCCAAUGCGCAUCGGAGCCGUCCUCUGCAGAGCCAGAGGGCAGGUCGGCUUCUCGGUGUGCACCUAAGAGGAUGGAUCGGAGGUCCCGGGCCCAACAGUGGCGCCGAGCUCGCCACAAUUACAACGACCUGUGCCCACCCAUAGGCCGCCGAGCCGCCACCGCGCUCCUCUGGCUCUCCUGCUCCAUCGCGCUCCUCCGCGCCCUCGCCACCUCCAACGCCCGUGCUCAGCAGCGCGCGGCUGCCCAGCAGCGCCGAAGCUUCCUUAACGCCCACCACCGCUCCAGCGCCCAGGUCUUCCCCGAGCCCCCCGAAUCUGACCACGAGCAAGAAGAAGAGGCCGACCUUGAGCUGUCCCUCCCCGAGUGCUUCCAGUACGAGGAGGAGUUCGAUUACGAGACCGAGAGCGAGACCGAGUCCGAGUCCGAAAUUGAGUCUGAGACCGAGCUCGACACCGCCCCAACCACAGAGCCCGAGACCGAGCCUGAGGACGAGCGUGGCCCCGUGGUGCCCAAGCGCCCCAGCUUCGCCCAGUCUCUCACUGAGCGUCUGCACGCUCUGAAGUUGCAGAGCCCCGACGCCUCUCCUAGUCGCGCGCAGCCCAGCACUCAGGAGCCCCAGAACCCCACCGAGGGGGAGGAGCUCGAGCCCGAGGACAAGGAUCCAAGGGUCCCCGAAGAGUCCAAGGAGCUCAAACAGGAGAAGAAACAGCAGCGCCGCUGCAAGCCGAAGAAGAAGCCCACCCGCCGCGACCCGUCCCCGGAGUCCCCUUCCAAAAAGGGGCCCAUCCCCAUCCGGCGUCACUAA
This is a messenger RNA of Choloepus didactylus (southern two-toed sloth), 858 nucleotides long. Its product is annotated as neuroendocrine secretory protein 55-like. The transcript has a single exon. NCBI's taxonomy places the organism in Eukaryota, Metazoa, Chordata, Mammalia, Pilosa, Megalonychidae. Bases 124 to 858 code for a protein of 244 amino acids. Gene Ontology annotation, biological process: response to parathyroid hormone. The record is from RefSeq and is a predicted model, not a curated record.